This is a messenger RNA of Entrophospora sp. SA101, 456 nucleotides long. The record is from the annotation of a GenBank genome assembly. NCBI's taxonomy places the organism in Eukaryota, Fungi, Glomeromycota, Glomeromycetes, Entrophosporales, Entrophosporaceae.
AUGAUCAAUUCAUUCCUGCUUAAUGAUGUCAGAAAAAGAGCUGAUGAUGUUGCCAAAUAUACUCAAUGUCCUGGUACCUUUCCCAUUACUGUUAUCGAAGAUACAUACACUCCAGCAAUAAUUGUACCCGACCAAAUCCUUACUGAACACGUUAUAUGGGAUAGCACUGUUGAAAUUUUAACAACAACCAUCUUUACCGAUACUGCCACUCACUUUAAUGGCACAUUGAUAUACACACAUCAAGAGGCUUAUUGUACAAGUCCGCAUAAACCCCUUAAUAUAGAAUGUCCAAUUCCAGCAGGACACCUCGACUUUAAAGCUCAAUAUGCGAUCCCUAGUAAUCCUGACCAACCUAAGGCUCAAACUGUCGAGUUUUUGGUAAACUUGACUCUUACCAGCUCGGAUGGAACUAUUUUAAUGUGCAUAGAAGGCAAGCCCUCCAUGAAAUUUCCUUAA